AAAAUGGAUAACUCACAAAGCAGACAACUUUCAUACCCUUCUCUACAAAAAUCAGACAUCACUCGCCUAAUUUCAUACGUAAAAUGCAACCAAAAGAACAUCAGAAUAAAGUCCUUUUUGGAAAAGAAGCCAUUUUCUAGAACCGCCCACUCACCUUCCAAAUCCCCUUCCUUCACAACCUAUUUCUCCCCUUCCCAAAACCCCCGCUUCCAACCCCCUAGUAUAAACUCAACUUUGGGCACCUUCAAGCACGAACAGAACUCUUCGUCAGUUCCCUUCCUACACAGAUCAGUCAGAACUAAACUAGAAGAGGUUAACAAAAAUGAACUUUUUAUGGAAGGAAUUUCAGAUUUAGCUGUAAGGACGAAGAAUAGUGAGGGUACUACUGAAGGAGGAGGAAGGGUUCGGAGUAGAGUCUCGAGGAAUUUGGGAGUAGGUCGAGAGGGGGUGUUAGGAAGAAGGAAUUAAGACCUUACAGUUGUCGAAGUUUUUGAGGAAAAAGAUUAUAAGGAAUAGAAGGAAAGUAGCGGUGAGCAAACUUACUUCUCCAGUACAUAAUGAUUCGAAAAUGAAUAUUGAGGAGCAAAAAUAAUCCAAGAGUAUUGAGGCAAUCAUCGUUAUCUCUUCAGAUUAGAAGUAGAAAUUUCAAAUCUUCUGAAAGAAUCAAGCAAGCUCAUACCCAGCUGCAACAGCUAGAAUCUAAAAUCUUUACUAGGAUGAUGUCUCCCAACCCUUCUCAGCUCAAACUCAAGGACAAGUUAGCAGAACUAAAUGAGGAAAUGAAGAGAACAGCUAUGAAUAAUAGCAGGGCUAUUCAAAACUUUUCUAUUACCCUUUCAAAUAACAAGAAUAAGGUAGUCUUCCUAGACUCAAUGAAAGUGGGAUACUAUAAAGUAUUCAUUCAAAGAGCAAAAACUCCUCUAGUGUUCACAAUUGAGUCAACUUCUACUGAGAUCACAACCUGAGUCUCAUUCUCAACCCAUUUCCCUGAUAUUGAUAAUAACUGUGGGAUCUAUGAGCCUGGGAAGAUAAAAAUUAAGGCUAUUAAUGAUCAGAAAAUAUUCCAUGAAGAGUUCUUAUAUCUUUCAAUAUUAAACAUGGGAUACAAAAGAGCAAAGGUCAAAUUAGUUUUCAAAGCUCAAAAGAAAAAUGAUAAUUCCUUCUCUUCCAUCGCGGACAUGCUUGGAGAGAAUGAUUUAUGGACGAAUAUCAGAGAACAGCAGAAACAGAGGCUUUAUAACACAAAGGAUAAAAUCACCAAAAAGCUUGAUGAAAUCUUGAGCCAUCCUAACAACUUCAUAGAGUUUAGUGACUGCCUUGAUGGAAUUUGUGAGAGGAAAAACAAGGAGUCAAUCCAGAAGUAUAAUUCAAACGAAUCUAAACUCAGGAAGGUUCAGAAAUACCUUUCCCCACUCAAGAACAGUGGGAUGCAAGAGUAUGAAUACAAGUACAAGCGUAGCGUAGAGAACAAAGCUAAGAUUGAAGAGUGGGAUCAUAAGAGAAAAGUCUUUAUGCUACAUAAAAAGGAAUACAAGAAGUCUUACCUAAGAAAGCUCUCUGCUGAAAAAGCAAUAAAUGACGAGAAGCAAGGCGUUGCAAGAGGCUGGCUCUUGUACUUUCAGUUAAAGAGAAUAAUGGCAGCCCAGCUGAAGAAAUAUCGGUCUAAGAAAGCUGUCAGGCUUAGAGAUGAAGCAGUAAUUGCUAUGAAGGAUAAUAAAAAUCAGAUGGUGGAUAGAAUCUCAAGAUGUUUCUUUAGAUUUGUUGGAGUCAAAAAUAAGAUGUUUGAUGGCAGGAUUCAAAGAUCCAUCGCUUUCUCAUCAAAAUUUGUAGCUCUUUCGAUACAGAAUAAUGUGAGGUUUGAGGCAAAGAUGACAAUCCUGAACUUUUUCCGUAACAGAGAAGAGGCUUCGAAAUUUUACUCCAAAGCAAUAAAGUACAGAAAUCAGGUGUUGAAAAUUAGGGAUAGAUGGAAGAAGAAAAUGGAUGAGACUAUAAAAAAAUACAAUAUUUUGGAUGCUAUCUGGAAUAAGGAAGUCGGAAAUCUAAUCCAGUUUCUCAAAGAUGUUAAUAAUCCGACUCCUGCUCAGAAGAAGAUGAUGAAAAAGCUCAAGAAGAUUCCUGAAGAGCUAAAGGAUAUGGCUUUGUAUCUGUAUUACGAAAAAUGUAAGAACAAACAUAGUAUCGAGUUCUUCUCCUGGCUCGAAAAAUACAGAUCGAAUGCCAAAGAAUUAGUGUUUAAGUAUGUCAAAAGAUUCAACGACCAAAUCAAUAAAGAGAACGAUAAGGCUGAUGAAAAUAGCGAAGAAGAAAUUGAAGAGGAAGAAGAAGUCGAGGGUGAAACUUCUCCACCGGAUAGAUCUCCUUCUAAGAUGUUAGAAAAGGUUAGAAAUUUAGCUACUCCUACAAAUGCCUACCUUCGUUUACUAAAGCCAGAGAUACAAGAUUUAGAUAUGAUUGGUAUUAACCUGAAUUCUACCACGCUGAAGAAAAAGAAAGUUAAUCAAGUGAAGAUGAAAAUCUUUGAAGGUCUUGAAGUCUCGAAGGAUAUCAUCAUUCCUCCUUCUGAUCCUCAAGACGACAAAGACACGUUUGUAGCUCCUAAGCUCAAGUACAUUCCUACUGCUGAUCUGAUGCGUGAGCAGAUAAUCCGUGCAUGCUACGUAAAGAACCACAAGAAGUUUAUCAAGGACAACACAUAUGAGAAGUACGAUAUUAUGAAAGAUUUUGGAUUUACUUCUUAAGUG
Messenger RNA from Moneuplotes crassus, 2744 nucleotides. NCBI's taxonomy places the organism in Eukaryota, Ciliophora, Spirotrichea, Euplotida, Euplotidae. The record is from the annotation of a GenBank genome assembly.